Messenger RNA from Actinia tenebrosa (Australian red waratah sea anemone), 4067 nucleotides. Its product is annotated as ankyrin repeat and IBR domain-containing protein 1. The record is from RefSeq and is a predicted model, not a curated record. Lineage: Eukaryota; Metazoa; Cnidaria; Anthozoa; Actiniaria; Actiniidae. Gene Ontology annotation, molecular function: ubiquitin-protein transferase activity; protein binding; zinc ion binding. Gene Ontology annotation, biological process: protein ubiquitination.
UAGCACAACAAAAGACCUCGAAAAAAGCAAGAGUGAAAAAAUUUCAUGUUUGAUUGACUCUGCCAAAGAUUAAGACGAAUAUAUAACUUUCAAGAGCAAUAUCCUCUAUUCUUCGUCAUUGGGUUGUUGUUCUGGUCGGGGGUACGACUUUAUUUACGAAUGGUUAAUAGAAUGGUUAUCGUAUGGACGCCUGAAUGCUGAUCACCAGACAAAAUAACUCCAACACAUGCCAAAGUUGUCUUCUAAUUCAUUUAUGACACUUUUAUGGUCUAAGUUCAGAGUUUUACUGUGUUUUAUUCUGUAGGAUGAUUUUUUUAUAACGUCACUGGGCUUAGAUUCGGUGGAACCAUUUUAUCACAAAAGAAAACAAUGAUGUCUUAUGCGAUUAAUUUUUCUAGAAGGCAUUAGUUCAACCAUUUGCAAAUAGCUGAGACGACUUGUACAACAUGGGAAGUACAUCUUCAAAGUUCCGUAAAGCGCUUCAAACGGGAGAAGAGGUAGAAGCAAUGCAGCUAUACUUAAAGAAUCCAGAUAUUAAAAGAAAUUUGGACCCUAACUACAGCUACGGAGAGAAUUACAGUAAUAAUACCUUCUUACAUUAUGCAUGUCUUUAUGCUAUGAAACCUUUCGUACGAGACUUCAUGUCGGAAGGAGCAAAUAUGAACCAAAAAAACUCACUCAGUCAAACUCCUAUCCAUUAUGUUUGUAUGUCGGAUAGAACUCAAGAUCCAGUUAUUGAUAAACUAAGAGCUGAGUGUUUGUCUAUGAUGCUAUGUUCGUGUAAAGCUGACGAUAUCGAUGAAGAAAGUUCUGAUUUGGGAGUCAAAGACCACAAAAAUAACACAGCAUUACACUAUGCUGCUUCUUCAGGAUUAUACCAGUGUGUACAGAUACUUGUAGCUAAUGGUGUUCCUCUGUAUGAAGAGAAUGACGAUAACCAGACAGCUUGUGACUGUGCCAUUCAAGGAAACUUUUCAGAAAUAGCAUCAUUCUUAGAAUCCAAAAUGGUAUUUUCUGAUGCAGUCACAGACUCCAGAGAAGCUGAGGUUCAUCUACGACUAGCUCAAGAAGAAAUGCAGCCCCACAGAGGACUGUGUGCACAAGACUUACAAGAAGCGAAAGACCAACUGCUGGUAGAAACAGCAGAUAUGUUGAUGGUGCCAUUGUUUACUGCAGAAGCAUUAUUGAGAGAUUAUGAAUGGUCCAGAGAAAAGUUAGUUGAAGCUUGGAUGAAUGAUGCAAAAGCGGCAUGUGAAAAAGCAGGAGUGAAACUUCCUGAAGGAUACACAGACGGAGACAUAGAUACAUUCACAUUCAGACAUGAGGACAGAACAGCUUCUCCCAAGACCUCAGAGCAUUGCUUGAUCUGUGCUGAUGAAAUAGAUGAACUAUUAGCCUUGUCCUGUGGGCAUGCUACUUGCUAUAACUGUUGGGAAAGAUAUCUCAAUAUCAAAAUCAAAGAAGGAGAUGCUCAUAAUAUUCAGUGUCCUGCAUUAAAAUGCAAUACCCUUGUUCCGUUGGAAACCAUUGAAAAGCUAGUUUCAAGAGAGAUGGCAAGUCGUUACUUACUGUUUGAUAUUAAGGCAUUCGUAGAAUCCAAUCCUAACAUUAAGUGGUGCCCAGCCCAGGGCUGUGGUCGCGCAGUGCGUCUACCUCCUAGUGCUUCUCCGCUUGUUGACCCCGCUAGAACCCUGGCAAGAAGACGGAGAGAAGAAACACCAUGCUUGAUGGUAGACUGCGGCAGUGCACAUUAUUUUUGCUGGCACUGUUUACAGGAAGUACAUGAGCCAUGCACGUGUGAGCUGUGGGACAAAUGGAUAAAGAAGAUCGCUGAAAUGCUUCCCAAGAUUCCUACACUGAAAGAGAAAGAGGUUUUGGAUGAAUGUCCCGAAACAGAGAAAGUGGCCAACACUCUGUGGCUGGUGACCAACUCCAAACCUUGUCCAAACUGCAAGUCGCCAAUCCAGAAGACAGAAGGCUGUAAUCAUAUGAAAUGUUCAAAGUGCAAACAUGAAUUUUGUUGGGUUUGUCUUGAGCUGUGGAAGAAGCAUAGCUCAGUUACUGGAGGUUACUUCAGGUGUAACAGAUACGAGAUCAUACGUAAAUUGAACAUUGACUGCGUUGAUUCCAUAAAAAAUGCAUCAGAAAAGAACAUGUCGAUUCAAAAACUCAAUUACUUUCUUCACUACUACUCUCGCUUCAAAAACCACGAAAACAGCUUCAAGUUGGAGGAACCAUUACUGGGAGCUGCGAAAGAAAAAAUGACAGCCCUAGCUAUGUCUGCAUUAGAAAAUGAUACAUCGCUGGAUGGUGUGGAUACCAGUUUUGUAGAGGACGCAGUUCGUGAGCUGCUCAAGGCUCGUCGAGUACUCAAGGCUUCUUACGCUUAUGGAUACUUUCUAGAUGGCAGCAAGGAAAAGAAAACAAUUUUCGAGUUUAUGCAGACCGAAGUAGAAGAAGUAACCGAAAACUUAUCCCAGAUGGUGGCUAGACCAUAUUUACGAACUCCUCGAUCUAAAAUCAUCCAAACCACCGCAUUUUUGCGCAAUAAAAGACAAACGUUUUUGUUAGCUUUAUCACGUGGGCUGAUUCCAGAUGAAGAGCUUCCAGAACGAUUCGUUUCCAAGCUGGAAUCUCUUACUAGAGUACCAACAUCGUCUGAUGAUGAGUCUGAUGAAGGUGAAGAUAACUACAAUGAAAUUCGCCGAGUGAUUGAAUCCUCCAUUCGUGAACAGCUGGCAGGCAGACCCUUCUCGGAUAAUAAUUCACCUGACAGUAGCCCAAGUUGUAGACCAGAGGGACUGAUGGGGUUGUGUUCUAGGAUUGGCUGUCUUAACCCUCGUCUCAAUAGACAAUACACAGGGCAGUUGUCUUCGUACUGCUGUUACGACUGUCUGAGGAUUGAUAAGAGAAACAAGAGAUUAAGGAAAAAGAAACAAGAAAAACGACGCCGAGAAGCCGAGAGACAAGCUGCCAUGCCAGUAGCAAAUUUCGAGGACACACAACUUGACUUAGACUUAAUGCGCGCGAUUGAGCUUUCCUUGGACAAGCCAAGUUGCUCAUCUAAACGACAGUUAACGCGUCAGCAUUCUAGUUCUUCCAGUAGUUCAGCUUCAUCCGAAGAAAACCAUGCCCAACAAGAAACUGCGCGCAACUUAGUUGAAGAAGAGAACACUUCUCUUCAAAAAGCUUUGGAAUUAUCGUAUGGUAUCUUAGUUAAAGAGCCAACAUUAGAGUCAUCAUCAAGACAGGAUCAAGACUUGGAUCUGAUGAAAGCCAUCCAGUUAAGUCUUGAAGGUGAGGGGAGUACCGCAACAGCACCACAGAGUAGCCUGGAUACAGAAACUACAUCAACUUGCAUACCUUUACCACCAGAUGACAAUGAAUCAUCUUCUGGUUAUCAAAACGAUCCAACAACAAAACAUGUUAGUGACAACAACAAGUGACUAAGAAAACUUAAAAAGAUUGGAAAAUCCACUUGAGACUUUUCUGAGCAAGAUAUGUUUAUUGCUUUUAGGGUGGGAUAUAGCUUGUAAAAAUGAAACUAUAUUUGAUUUCUAUGGUAAAUAAUAGUUUUUAAAAUUAAAAUUACAAAAAAAGUGUUAAAUAAGGGCCUGGUUUGCCCAGCAAAGUAUUUUUUAAAUGGUUCACAUUGUCCCAACUGACAGUGUUGACUUCCAGUUGAAUAAUUGAUGUUGGUUGUUGUAUUGAAGUUCACGUCAAUCUCUUCAUAAGAGCCUUUGAGUUAUAUAUAUGUCUUCACUUGUCAUUACUGGAAAACAUAGAAACAAACCUCAAGGGAAUGACAUGUGGUCUGAAAUAAAAAAAAUUUAUUACACCCAAAGCAAGAGGUCAAAAAUAAAUGCUUCUGCUUUGACUUGAUGAACCACGACUCUUCACAAGACAUCAACAAUUUAGUGACAAAUAAAAAUGAAAAGCUAUAAAGUGCACAAUAUCACAAGCUCAAAUACUUCUGUAACUCAUUCUUUCUAAUCCAUUCUAUAAAAUCAAAUAGCCAUGCACAUAUCACAGGGGAAAAUGUUUGUGAAUAAAAAGUUACUUAUGUU